CAAUGGCCUUCUUUCCUGCCGUGACCACUCCCCUGGGCCGGCUUCCCCUCCCAAACAGCCCUGCCUAGGGAGUCAGCCUGCCUUCUGGACCGCUGGGUGCUGCUCCCCACUUCUCAGCAGGAAAGCUCUCUUGGAAGAGCGGGAAAGGUCCCCGACUCCGGCCAUGCUGGCGCUGGCGCUGCUGUGUGCCUACCUGCUGCUGGCGCCCCGCGCCUCCCGCGCCUGGUCCGACCCGGACCCGGACGAUCUCGGCUCCAGCACGGCGGCGCAGAUCCGAGACAUGCACGAGAAAGUGACGGCGAUCUGGCAGGAGCUGACGCAGCGCCAGGCGGCGGGCGACGGCCAGGACACGGCGCUCCACGCCGCCUGCCAGGUGCAGCCGUCGGCCACGCUGGACGCCGCGCAGCCCCGGGUGAGCGGCCUCGUGCUCUUCCGGCAGCAGGUGCCCGGCGCCCGGCUCGAGGCCUUCUUCGACCUCGAGGGCUUCCCGGCCCGGCCCAACAACGCCAGCCGCGCCAUCCACGUGCACCAGUUCGGGGACCUC
Messenger RNA from Suricata suricatta (meerkat), 544 nucleotides. RefSeq names its product superoxide dismutase 3 (gene SOD3). The transcript is spliced from 2 exons. The annotation marks the transcript as partial. Gene Ontology annotation, biological process: superoxide metabolic process. NCBI's taxonomy places the organism in Eukaryota, Metazoa, Chordata, Mammalia, Carnivora, Herpestidae. Gene Ontology annotation, molecular function: metal ion binding. The record is from RefSeq and is a predicted model, not a curated record.